GCUAGGUCUCCACUGUCUUUUCACAUUCAGGAGCUUUAGCUAAACCAGUCCGCUUGCUAAACUUGUCAUUGCUACUACGAUGAGUGAUAAGGGUAGUUCACAAAUGACCAGACGUCGCAUUCUUCUGGCUGUUGAUGGCAGUGAGUUUGCUAAGAAAGCAUUCGAUUGGUAUGUAGAAAAUAUGUUUCGUCAAGGAGAUACUAUUCUUCUUGUUCAUGCAUUCGAGAUGCCAAUACCUAUAAUCAUUGGAUUUGAAGAAAGCGUGGUGCUGGGAGAAGGAUUUGAAAGGCAAGUUCAGCUUGCACAAGAUAAUGCUACCAGGCUUCUUCAAGAGUAUUUGGCUAUGUGCGAAUCAAAUCAGAUUUCUUGCCAAGCAAUUAUUGAGAAUAUGGAAGGGUCUGCAGGUAAUGUCAUUUGUCGAGUAGCUAGAGAUCGAAGCGCUGACUUGAUUGUAAUGGGGUGCCGAGGCCAAGGAUUACUUCGUCGAACUUUUCUGGGCAGUGUGAGCGACUAUGUCAUCCACCAUGCACAUUUGCCUGUGAGUGUUGUUCCACCAAAACAGUGAAUGGGAGGAAGUUGUGAGACUGGACAUCAUGGUUUUGAAAUGUUGUGUAAGACAGGUGCUUGUGCUUUUGUUCUAAUUGUACUGACUGAGUGGUUAACAUUCAUUACGAAGUACCACAGCAACUCUGUGGUUGUAUAGUAUCAGUCAGAUAGCUGCAGUAUUGCUUGGCAUUGUCUUACAGUUUGUAUUUGUUGGUGGUCUCCUUUAAAACUUUCAAGCAGCUUGAGACGAGCA
Corticium candelabrum is the source of this 799-nucleotide messenger RNA. Its product is annotated as universal stress protein Slr1101-like. Bases 80 to 565 code for a protein of 161 amino acids. The transcript is spliced from 5 exons. The record is from RefSeq and is a predicted model, not a curated record. Lineage: Eukaryota; Metazoa; Porifera; Homoscleromorpha; Homosclerophorida; Plakinidae.